Molecule: messenger RNA, 3492 nt
Organism: Penaeus monodon (black tiger shrimp)
Lineage: Eukaryota; Metazoa; Arthropoda; Malacostraca; Decapoda; Penaeidae
Exons: 16
Molecular function (GO): flavin adenine dinucleotide binding; oxidoreductase activity, acting on the CH-CH group of donors
Source: RefSeq, a predicted model, not a curated record
AAAAAAAAAAAACGCGGAAGGAUACACGCGGGAACCCAGGCUGAAUGGCGACUGACCUCUACGACACGUCACCAAGAAUUCAGCAGUACGUACCGUGACACCACACUGUCUACAACCCUUGCCCGUCUUCCGCAAGUGUCCGUGCUGCCCUCCGUGACCUAUUUCCCGUUGCGGAAGAAUAAAGAUAAAACCGCCACGGACUUUCCCACAACCCAUAUUGUGAAGUCCUCACACUGUGCUCGAGGCGGCAGGAGCGAGAAGGUCCUCUCCGCUGUGGUCGCGUGUUUCGGUUCUCUGACUUGGGAUAAGAUGAAGAAGUGGGGUAAAGGAGAGUUCUGGGGCGUCGGCUCUGACUACGACCCCGACUGGAUUCUGACGGAGGGGCAGAAGAAGCUGCGCGACGACCUCAUAGAGCUGUGCAGGACCAAGAUCAGGCCGCAAGCUUCCAAGUGCGACCGUAAUUAUACUUUUCCCCGAGAAUCCAUGAACGCCAUGUCUGAACUUGGUCUGCUGGGUCUAAUUGUCCCCAAGGAACUGGGAGGCCUUGGAGAGAACCACGUGUGUUCUGCCAUGGUAAGCGAGACCAUUGCCCGCUACGGCUGCCCCUCCACCGCCAUGGUGUACACCAUGCACACAUCCGCAGUAGCCACCCUGCUCUUCCGUUACCAUGACAACCCACAUAUCCAAGACCUCCUUCGACGCCUUGACAAGGAUAAGCUAGUAGGAACUCUCUCCUAUUCUGAUCCAGCGACUGGGGGUCACUUCUGGUACCCAUUGUCUUCGAAGGCGAAGGUCCUGGACGAGAACAUGGUGCGGCUCUUCAAGUACGGCUCGUGGGCGACAAGCAGCGGCCACGCUGACUGGUACACCAUCCAGACCGUGAGUCCUGACUUCGGGGGAGACUUCUCCAACCUGUCUUGCUUCUUGGUCUACAAGGACGAAAUCCGAGCCAACACCGAAGACUGGGACGCCUUGGGCAUGCACGGCAACAUGUCCGGCCCGCUCAUCAUCGAGGGCAAGUUCUCCAUCGAAAGAAUGAUUGGCCCUCCUGGAGAUGGCCGGAAGAGCAACGACGAGUGCGUGGCUCCCAUCUUCUCCCUGAAUUCGACGUCAGUGUGGAACGGAAUCUCCCUGGCGUGCAUGGACGUGUCCAAAAGACACGUGACCCGCAAAGCACACGCUGACGUGGGGAUGCGGGUAUGCGACUACCCAACCAUCCAGGAUUAUUUUGGCGAGUGCAUGAGUCACACGAAUUCGUCACGAACGUUUCUGUUCAGCCUGGCGCAAGCCCUCGACAACGCCACCAACAACGGUGACUGGAGAAUUCACACCGUCUGCAGGUCAAAGUUUGCACACUGGCUAUUCCAAGCAAAGUUCAUUGCUGCCAAGAACGUGUCCAAAGUUGGCGAUAAGAUGCUUCACGCCUGCGGAGGGUCCGGGUACAAGACUGACCUUGGCUUGGAGCGGUUACUGCGCGACGGGAAGGCGGGCUGGGUCAUGGCGGUGUCAAACGAGGUCACGAGACAGAUGGUGGGGAGGACAGUGCUCGAGGGACUUAACGUUCUCGAUAUCUGGGACCAGAAACCGAACGAGAGAACCAUCCACCACGAAAUCAAGAAAAUGAACUUCGAGGAGCGCAAGAAGCUGGCCGCGGCGCUUCUAGAAGACGUCGCGACCGAGGAGAAGGGCGAAGCGAAGCACCCGUUCCAAGACACUGACUUUGACAACCCUUUCAACACGUGUGCUCCCGCGGCCUAACGGCAAGGCAAGAGAAGCGUCCUCAAGACAGACGACGGGGAAGAGCACGGACCUGCCCUGAACCCUGACACUUGGGUGCCACUCACCCUAAAGUGCCAGAGUCCAGUCAGCGAUAAAAUGUCCGCAUUCGACUUCGCUCUUCCGAAGCCUACCGAUCACACAGGAUGCUUCACCGGCCAGUAUGUGAAGGUUCGCGUGAACCUCAAGGGCAACGAGCAAGAGCGCUACUUCUCGCCCGUGUCGCGUCCUGACGACUUCGGCCGCAUCGAACUCGUGCUCAGGUUCGAGUCUCAGGGCCUCAUGUCUCAGCACUUCAAGGCUCUCAAGCCAGGAGACCAGGUGGAGUUCCAGGGCCCUUGCGGAGGCUUCGAGUACGAGGCGAACCAGCUGGACGAGGUGACGCUCCUGGCCUCGGGCGGAGGCAUCACCCCCGGCAUGCAGCUCAUCCGCGCCGUCAUGCACAACCCCGACGACAGGACCAAGAUCAAGCUCCUCUACUUCUCCGAGAAUUACGACGAGAUCCUGUACCGCGAAGAACUUGAUGAUUAUGCAGCUAAGGAUUCUCGACUGGAGAUGGUGCACACGCUGGGAGAGUCGCCUGAGGACUGGGAUGGCGAGGAAGGCUUCAUCGACACGCAGAUGAUCGACAAGCACGUGACCAAACCCAAUGGCAUUAAACAGAAGAUCAUCAUGUGUGGAGGCCCUACUAUGACCAUCUCGUGCCUCCACUCCCUGCGGUCCCUCGGCUUCCCCUCCGACGCCAUCUUCAUCUACGGGCAGUUCGGCACCGAACACGUGAGGAAGGUCUACGGCAGGAACGUCCAGCUCUCCGGCCACCGCUGCGACAGUGUCCUCUGAAAAAGGCGAUCUCUCCGAGGUUUCAAAGAAUGUCCCAAAGUAUUAGCGUUUGGGGAAGCGAGAGAGCACGGACUGAUUAACUAACGGACUGAUAAAGUUCUUCACUAACUUUUUGUAGAUCUUGAAAGUGUGGAACAUGAGAGAGAUUUUCACUCAGGAGCUUGAUGUCAUGGCUUAGAAAAAAAAACAUCGACAGAUAUUUAAUUUUACAGAAUGUAGAAAUGCACUCAUGAUUCUAAUGAAUGUAUUGCUGGAAACGUGCCAAACGGAUUUAUGCAUUAUGUUUAGAUAUUGCAUUUACUUAACGCUGCUGUAAAACAGUAUUUUUUUCCCUUCAGAAUACAUAUUAGAACUAUGGUACUAAAACUGCGUUCAUCACAUGAGGUAUAAUGUAAAAAUGUCAUUGCACUAUAGAAAUCACUGCUAUUUCACAAAGCCCUGGGACUCAAUACUUAAAUGAAAUGUUGUUCAAACAGUUACACGGACUGUAUCAUUCUUUACAGCUCAAAGACUCAAUUCAGAGGUAUUCGUUGAUGACUAAACGCUCAAUCCUUUGAUAUAAAGGGAGCCACUUUGUUUUUUCCUGUUUUAAAGUAGAUUCUUGUCCGAUAUAUAAUUAGCUGUGGUCGUUGCUAUAUUUUUUUUCUAUUUUCUAAGAACAAGUAUCAGUGGGUCUUUUAUCGAGAGAAGACUGUCGCUGAAUUCUUAACUGGUACUUUUAUCUGCCAAUAGAUCUUUUACAUAAUAUUAAUAUAGAUUUGGUUUAUAUCUUUCAUCUCCUAAAUACGUAAACUAUAACCACAAUUACUGAAUCACAGGGAGUUGCCAAGUAAUAUUGAAAUAAAUAAAUGAAAUAAAUGUUAUCUUAACAGGCCA